CUCGUUAAAGGUUGUUACUAGUUCUAGUAAGAAUAAGUAUUAGGGUUACAUUAAGAAGUUUAACGUUGAAACGAAUGGAUUGAAGGAAAAAAUACAACCUUCAUGUAAAUUAUUACUAAGAUUCGAUAUCAAAUUUGGAAUAUAAUGAGUGAAAUUUAUGAUCCCGCGUAUCCAACAGGGGAUGAGGAAGAGGAACAAGUUUCAACCACUUAUCUGACCAGGAGCACAGAAACAAUCUCUUCAGAGAUGAAUGAAACUUCCUUAGUGGCUGAACAGAAACAAAAUGAAAAUGAGCAAGUGAUUUUAGCUGCUUUUAAUAAUUUAAAUAAUUCUCUAACUGAUGAACUUUUAAAAGAAGAAAAUCUACUUCUAGCAAGUGGUAAGAGUUCAGCUGCAUGUGGAUCAGAGGAAGUUACUGAAAGUGGUUGUUCAUCUGGAGUUGGUAAUUUUGUGCAGUUAACUAAACACAACACAUUAGAAUAUCAAACUGAAGUAAUUAUAAAUGAUAUUGAGCUUCAGAAGGAGAAUGCUACUUUGAAUAUCCAAGUUUUCCCCUUUAAAGGAGUGGAAGAGGAAAUCAAAACUGCAAAUAUUAAUGAGAAUACAAGGACAGUUACUAAAGCUUCAGAAACUGACAUUUCUCUUAGAGACCAAACUUUGGAUGAGGAGGAUGUUGAAAGCAGUAAUUUGUAUAGUUCUAUAUUUGUUUCAGGUAAUAAUGAAGGAAACGUUUUAGUUUCAAGUUCGAGUAUUCAGACAAGUGGUUUGAAAACAGUAUUUGAAACAGAGAAUACGUCACAGUCUACAGAACUGAUUAAAGAUGAUAAUAACUCUGAAAAGCAGAACAGUUCAUUAGUUCAGGAAGACUUAGAUGGAGAGAGAACAAUUUGUAUGACAGAAGAUCUUUCAAGUGUCUGUCCAGAGCCAGAGAAGAUGGUAUUCAGUGAUACUCAACAGCAGGCCAGAAGAAAUUCUGAUCAGCAAUGUGACAAUGAAGCAUUUAAGGACAUUAUGGAAGAAACUCCAUGUCGCCGACGGAGUAGUAGGAUUCGUUCCAUUGAAGAAAGAAAAGUAAAGGAAAAAGCAGAAAAAGUUAAAGCUCAAAAAGAGGUAACUGUGAAAACAUCUCAUAAAGGAAAAGAUGAAAAUGAGAAACAGGAAAAGAAACAAAAAAAUUCCAAAAAUCAGCAGAAUAGAAAUCUGAAGAAAGAAAAAUUAGAGACUAAAAUUAUUACUCAAGAAAAUGACACUGUUCAAACAAGUAGAUCAGAGGAAGUUCUAGUGAAUGAACCUGAGACCACCAGAAUGGACACUGUAUGUGAUAGUGUUCUAACCAAUGAAACACAACAGGAAAUUUCUCUUGAUGUGUCAAAUAAAGAUUCUGAGACAUUAGUACAUGAAGUCUUAAAUUAUGAAGAACAAGAUAACCAGUUAUCAAUUUCAAAGAAGGAUCUUGAGUUUAAUGCAGAAUUGACAGAAAAUCAUUCCAAAGAUGGUUUUAAGCAAGAAAUUGCAAGUGUGGUUGACCUCCAGAGUGACAAUUCAGAGUUAUGUGAAACAGAAAAAGAUGUAAAAGAUUCUGAUGAAAUAAGAGAGACUGGUACUGUUCCAAUGGAACAGCAGUUCCCACCUAUUUUGAGUAAUUUUUCUAAACAAGAUGGUAAAGAUUUAAGUACAGAAAAUGAAAAGGGUGCUGAAGUAAUAUUCACCUCAGCUAAAAAUCCCUCACUUGGUCUUCCAUCAGCUGUUGUAAGACCAUCUGUUUCGGUUUCUCCUAAAUUUGAUGAUUUCACAUUAAAACCUGAGAAAGUUAAGUCUCGGUGGCGUCGAAAUAGUGAAUUAGAGAGGGGAGAGAUUAGUGGAGGAUCGACACCCACUUAUAGUUCAGAGAGUUUAGAUGGAAGAUCACCUGUUUUGGCAACUGGUGGAAAAGAAACUUUCACUUCAGCUGUUUGCUCAUUAACCAAAGACUCCAGUGCUGACACAUGUGACUCAUUGUGUGAAUUAGUCUGUAAAGAAAAACCCCCUUAUUACGAGCAAAUAGAAGAAAACAUCUACCUCUUUGAAAGACGUCGUUCCAAAUCAAAAAAGGAAGUUCGGAGAAUGAUCUGUGAUUGUUCCCUUACUAAAGAAGAAAAACAGAAAGGUGCUGUUGGUUGUGGGGAAGAUUGUCUAAAUCGACUACUAAUGAUUGAAUGUGGAUCUCGAUGUCCAUUAGGUGAAAGUUGUACAAACAAAAGAUUUCAACAGAAAAGAUAUAUCAAGACUGAACCUUUGAAAACAGAGAUGAAAGGCUGGGGAUUAAGGAGUGUCGAAGAUGUCCCUUCAGGAAGUUUUGUCAUGGAGUACGUUGGAGAAGUUCUUAAUCCUCAACAGUUCAAACAACGAGUUAAGCAAUAUGCAAGUGACAAAAAUACCCACUAUUAUUUUAUGGCUUUAAAGAAUGAUGAAAUUAUUGAUGCUACAACCCGAGGAAACAUUUCUCGAUUUAUCAAUCAUAGCUGUGAUCCGAAUUGUGAGACACAAAAGUGGACAGUAAAUGGUGAAUUAAGAAUAGGAUUUUUUACCAGACGAGCAGUAAAAGCCAACGAAGAACUGACAUUUGAUUACCAAUUUCAGAGAUAUGGGAAAGAAGCUCAGAAAUGUUUCUGUGGGGCUGAUCAGUGUCGAGGCUUUAUAGGAGAAGAUAAACAGAUUUCUUUGAAGAAUUAUAAUGGAUCAAAAGUAUCAACAUCUAAGAGGCGUAAAACAUCUGAAGACAAGAAACGAGAAAGUGUAGAAGACAUUGCAUUUGGAGAAGAGAUUGAAAAAUUGAGCUUAAAUGGUGGACUGAGGAAUAGAGAACAGACGUUGAUGUUGGCUAGACUGAUGGUCCGUGCAGAAGACAAUGCUUCUCGUGAGAAACUUCUAGACAUCAUCAAGAACACUUCAGAACAAGCCUGUCUGCGUUUGUUUUUGGACUACCAUGGACUUUCUCUUAUCUGGAGUUGGAUGGUGGAUCUUGGCAGUUAUGUUUAUGCCCAAAAACUUAAAAUCAAAAUCUUGGAAGUGUUGUCAACUCUACCAAUACCUAAUAUGACAAUGCUUUUAGACAGUAAAGUCAUGUCAGUUAUUCAGCAAUGGGCAGCUCAGAUAUCAGGCAACAAAUCUGGAGGAGAAAGUGAAGGUGGAGAAGUAGAAACAUCUAGUGAACCUCCCUCGGGGGCAACUACACCUCACAAUGGAGAUGGUUUGAAACCUGUUGAAACAUAUGCUAUAAUGCCAAUUAAAAAGAUGAAGGUGUCUGAAGAAUCAAUAUCAGAUAGUGAGGUAUCUGAUUCUAGUCCAAAGAAUGCCAAUAUAGUGACAUUGGAGCAAGAAAAAAGCAUAGCAUCACCUGCUGAAACCACUGAUAAUCAGAAUACAGAGGAGAAGCCAUGUAAAUCUGAUGAAGAAAGCCAGGAUAUGGCAUAUGAAGUUGACAAAAAAAAUGACGUAUUUUCUAUGGCAUCUAAGUUAUUAGAUUCUUGGAGUGACUUGAAGGAAGUGUUUCGAAUUCCCAGACUUGAACAGCAGAAGAGACGUGAAGAUGAAAGAGAAGCUGAUCGUCGAGAUCGAGAAAGAGAUCACAGAGACUCAAGGAAUUAUGAGCGAGAACAUCGCAGGGAAAGAUCUCAUUCAAGAGAACGAUCAUGGGAAAGAGACAGAAGACGUGAUUAUAGUCCUGACAGAGACAGAGGAUACAAAGACAGGGGAAGAAAUAAUCGAGAUAGAUACAAAAAUGAGUCACAUAGGAGUGAACGAAGGAGAUCUCCCAUUUCUCCAGAAAGAAAAGAUGACAGACGGCGAUCGAAAGGAAAUAGGAGGAAUGAAGAUUUUCAGGACAAACCAAAAAGGGGGCCGCUUCUUCCUACACCUUCCAUGAGCAAAGAAGAACGAAGGCAGUUGUUUGCUAUGGAAAUCCAGCAAAAAGACCAUGAGGAGGCAUUAAGGAAACAGCAAGAGCUUAUCACUUUUGCACCAGGAUUAACUUAUGGUUAUGAUGCCCCAGUAGCUUCCUACACACCAUUUUUUGACAUGAAUGCAGGAUUUUAUCAAGGUCCUGUACCUGGAGUUUUAACAGGCAGACAAGAUUCAGAGGUAAUAGAACAACCACUUGUUUCAAACUCAGAUGUUCGUAGUACACCUAUCCAGCCCAUGGGUCCCGAGUUGGUUGGAGGUCCUUCAGCUGGGUUAUCGUACAUACCAUUACCAGGAACUCCACAGACUCCCCAUGUCCCAGAAGAAUCAUUUGUUCCAGUCUUAGGAGCUCCACAGCUUCCUCCAGUUUCAGAAAGGACAGGUCUUCAAGGACAACCAGCAACAAUUCUUUCACCAACUGGAAACUAUAGUGAAAUAAAUACUAUACCAGAUGUGACAGUCAGACCUCCUCCUUUGUCUUCUCCAAGUCAACCAAGCAACAUAGUCUAUCAACAAGGAGGAAUGUUGUAUCACCAUCCAGCUAACUCAGUAGCAGCACCAGUCACAUAUGUGGAUCCAGUGCAACCACUUUUACCAAAUUCUAGCAUUAGUAUGCCUCAUCAAGCUUCGUUUUUACAGAAUCAUAGCCACUAUAUUACUCCUGAUGGUCAGCCAGCUUAUUAUGUCCAUCCAACCCCUUCUGUACACCCUACUGUACCUGACAGUUCUGUUCAUCUUCAUCAUAAUGCCAACCCAGUAGUACACCUAGUUUCAACUUCAGCUGUAGAAGACCAUAUUGGAUUCCCUCCAUCACCACCAAAGCCGGCAGUUCUACCCCCUAAUUGGAAAACUGCAAAGGAUAAGGAUGGAAAUACUUACUACUACCAUGCUAUAACAAAACAAACCCAAUGGGAUCCUCCAACAUGGGAUCAAAUGGAAGAUGAUUUGGAGUUAAGUUCAUCGACAGUAGAUGAACCUUUGAAGGUGGAAAGGUUAUAGAGCAGGAAGCAGCAACUGAGGUGAUACUGAGAUCUGAAUAGUCUAAGAGAAGGCCAUGCCCAUGUUCUUGGUCCAGCAUCAUUUAGCAAGAUGAAGCAGAACCCUUGAAGAUUGAUGAAUGCAGUGUGGAAACACAAAGCUUCCAACACUUGUAUAAGCAGCUAGUGUGAGAUGGUGUGCUCCACCA
Limulus polyphemus (Atlantic horseshoe crab) is the source of this 5125-nucleotide messenger RNA. RefSeq names its product histone-lysine N-methyltransferase SETD2-like (gene Set2). The record is from RefSeq and is a predicted model, not a curated record. Gene Ontology annotation, cellular component: nucleus. Gene Ontology annotation, molecular function: histone H3K36 methyltransferase activity; protein binding. The transcript has 19 exons. NCBI's taxonomy places the organism in Eukaryota, Metazoa, Arthropoda, Merostomata, Xiphosura, Limulidae. Bases 145 to 4938 code for a protein of 1597 amino acids.